AUGGUUGACAACUCUCAGGAAGGGAGGUUGUCGCGAAAACGAAAGAAACUGAAGGAAACUUUCGAAGAGUCGUGUGGCGAAGAAUCGCAUUGCUUGUUUACCCUUAGUCACGUAUGCCAUUUGGAGGAUACGCAGUGCACAAGCAGUGGUCUGGUCGCUUCCACGUCAGAAUUUUCUCCUAACGUUGACUCCAAUACUGGUAUGUUAAGCGAUGAUGUGGUAGGAAGAUUUUAUGUAUUUUAUGUAAUACAGUUAGUAGAGUAUGAACGAUUCCGUACAGUUGAUUGA
Messenger RNA from Loa loa (African eye worm), 288 nucleotides. RefSeq lists its product as hypothetical. Lineage: Eukaryota; Metazoa; Nematoda; Chromadorea; Rhabditida; Onchocercidae. Bases 1 to 288 code for a protein of 95 amino acids. The transcript has 2 exons. The record is from RefSeq and is a predicted model, not a curated record.